UGAGCUGACUGCUCCAGUCCCGAGGCGGCUGUAGCUGCAUGUGACGGGGUGGGGGCUGGGGGGGGUCAGUCUCAGCCCCAGACAAAGCCGGGGGGGGCUGGCUGUUGCCUCCCUCCCUCCGCUAGCGCGUUUCCCUCGCUCGCUCCAUCCCGCCUCCCGGGGGGGGGCGGGGAGUCUGUCUGCAGCCGCCGCACCCGGGUCCCCCCCAGCAUCUCGGGCAGCGCGACAGGACACCCCAAUGUCGGACGACACGGAAAAGGACGAGACGCCCCCCCUGGGGCCAACUGAGCUGCAGUCACCCCCCUCGGCCCUAGACGCCCCCCCCUCGGCCCCAGACGUUCCCUCACUGGCACAAGUCAUUUCCUUUUCUGCCCCACCUGCUCCCCCCUCAGCCCCACAUGCCCCCCCCUCACCAGCAGUGACUGUGAUGGUGGAGGAUGAGGGGGAGCCCAAGGAGGGGCCCCAACAAAACGGACAGGCCGUGGGUGCAGGGGAUGCCCCCUGCCCCCCCCAAACUUCCCUCCCCACUCCAGCCCCUACUCGCUCCAAAUCAGCCUCCCUGGGCGACUUGGGGGGCAAGGCCAGCGCUAACGUGGGGCCGCGGGUGCAGGGCAGCCUGGUGGGGUCCCAGGUGCAUCUGGCGGGGGCAGGGUCGCCCCGUCCCAGCCUGAGCCGCCAGCCCUCGGGGGCCGAGGGGGGCCCCGAGGCGGAGAAGCCGCGGGAUUACAUCCUGCUGGCUGCCCUGGCCUGCUUCUGCCCCAUCUGGCCCAUCAACAUCGUCGCCUUCGUUUACUCCGUCAUGUCGCGGAACAGCCUGCAGCAGGGGGACGUGGACGGGGCGCGGCGGCUGGGCCGUGUGGCCAAACUGCUGAGCAUGGUGGCCCUGCUCGGGGGCGUCAUCGUCAUCAUCCUCUCGGUCACCAUCAACUUUGGCUUGUUCCAGUGAAGACGACUCCGUGCUGUCCCCAGCCCCCCCAACCCAGGAGCCCCCCCCCCGGCACUGCUCUAAUGGGGACCAACCAUCCAGGGGGGCCGAGGGGGCGGAGAGGGGGAUUACGGCAGCCAACAGAGGGGUGUGGCCUCAAAUCCCCCUUCCGCCUCGGGGACAGAGCCAGAAAAGAAGAACAGAAGGAGAGAAUGGAGGAAGAAACACCUCUCCAUCUGUCCACCUGUAUGCCUUCAUCCAUCCGUCCCACUGUCCAUCCAGCCAUUCUGCCAUCCAUCCCACAGUCCAUCCAUCUGUCCUGCUGUCCAUCCAGCCAUUCUGUCAUCCAACCAUCCAUCCCGCUGUCCAUCCGUGCAUCCUGCCGUCCGUCCAUCCAUCCCACUAUCCAUCUAGCUGUCCAUCCAUCCAUCCCGGAGUCCUACUGUCCAUCUAGCUGUCCUGCAGUCCGUCCAGUCUUCUACCGACUUACAUCACUGGAUGGAUGGAUGGGUGGGUAUCUGUCCACCCAUCCUGCCGUAUGUCCAUCCAUCCAUCCAGCUACCCAUCCCUUCAUCUGUCCAUCCAGCCUUCUGCCAACUCAUCCAUCCAUCCAGUGACACAUCCAUCCCUCCAUUUGGCCUUCUUUCUGUCCCUCCCCCCACUCCCUUUCCUUGCCCUCCCUCCCUUCUGGCUCAUUGCCCCUUCGACAGCAAAUAAAACUCUUUCGAUUUCCAUGUUUACAAGACAAGAAAAAGCAUGGGCCCAAGACACCAGUGGGACCCUUCUGACGGGAGGGGCACGUUUACAUCCCAGCUUGCCCCAUCCCAAAAGGACAAAUGAAACAGAGCCAGCGAUGGAAACCCCAACACCCUUUCUCCCCCGGCUCCCCGCUGCAUGGGGACACGGCCAGCCAGGAGCUGGGAUUUGGGGGCCAACAGCGGGACAUGGAAUAAAAGAACAAAGAAGGGGGCAAAAAGGAGAGAUGCCGCUGGGCGCCAAUUCCUCGUUGAUCCUAUUUACAACCCCACAUCGGCCAAUGGGGGAGAUGGGUGGGUGGCGUCUGAAUGGUGAACGGAAGAGGAAGAAAGGUGGAGAGGUUGCUGGAGGUUUCUCCUCCUGCCCUGCCUCGGGCUAGUCACGUUUUGGGGGGCAAGGAAGGACAGAACAAAAUGGGCCAAAGGGAAGAGAGAUGCCGGCAGCUCAUUGGCUGCACCUCCUUCCCCCUCUUGUGGGUCGGGCUGACAAACCCACGGCAGGGCCGAGGGAGAAUGCCGGCGCCGAGGGGCCUGGAACAACAGAACAAGAAAGGCCCGACGGAGUAGUGGGGCGGGAACCGGCCCAGACGCCAACCCCACCCUGGCACCAAGUGACUUCAGACUGUUACAGACCCAAUCUUGUGGGGAAGGGGCUGGUUUUGGGGGGGCAGGGGAAUGCCCCAAGCUGAGCCCCCCCCCCUUUUGGGUCCCAUCUUUUGCACGCUAUCCACUGGGUAAUGGGGGGGGGGCAGGCGCACAGGAGUGGGGACAGUACAAUUGGGAAGAAAUUGGGGGGGCAGCAGGAAUUUUCGGGAGGGGGAUGAUGAAGGGGCUUGUGUUUUGAUGUUGACAUGCCAGUAUUAUACAUGCAUGUUUUAUAUACUCUGUUUUCGGGGGCGAUGGGGGUUCAUCCAUCCUAGUCACUCCUAGAUGGACCCUGGAAGUGACUAGGGUGGUUUCAAUAUCGGUGUGUGUGUGUGUGUGUGUGGGGGGGGGAACAGGACACAUUAAAAUAAGCAUUUGUUUAAAGGCUAGGAGGAAUUUAAGCCAUUUGGGGGGCCAGGGGGUCGGCUCCCAUCUGGCCCCACGGCAGGCAGCUGCUGGCUGAUGGGGGAGGGGAAUAAGUCCCCCCCUUUAAAUCCUCCUUACAUGGAGGCUGUGGAAUGGCCCCACGUCCAUCAAUUUGGGGGGGGAGGAGGGGUUGCACAGUGGGUUUUAACCCCCGCGGGAAAUAACUCCCAGCCCCUGCUUUUCCAGAGAACCCCCAAAACAGGGUGAAUAUGAACCCCAGGGCCCAGUGCCCCCUGGCCCCCCGGGGCCUGUUUUGUAGCGAUUCAGAUGCAUGAGAAGCCAAUAAACAAGCAUGAGAAUGGGUCCAUGUGUCU
Molecule: messenger RNA, 3065 nt
Organism: Dermochelys coriacea (leatherback sea turtle)
Lineage: Eukaryota; Metazoa; Chordata; Testudines; Dermochelyidae
Gene: PRRT2
Product: proline rich transmembrane protein 2
Exons: 4
Coding region: 239-946 (235 amino acids)
Cellular component (GO): membrane
Source: RefSeq, a predicted model, not a curated record